AUGGGGUUCCACUUAGCUCUGACCUGGAUCCUCCUGCUUGGGACACUGGCUUCUUUGGGAGCUCAGAACUCUAUUUCUUGGGAGGUACAGCGAUUUGAUGGAUGGUAUAAUAACCUCAUGGAGCACAGAUGGGGCAGCAAAGGCUCUCGGCUGCAGCGCCUUGUGCCAGCCAGCUACGCAGAUGGUGUCUACCAGCCCUUGAGAGAACCCUACCUGCCUAACCCCCGACACCUUAGCAACAGAGUCAUGAGAGGUUCUGCAGGGCAGCCAUCUCUUCGGAACCGUACAGUCCUGGGCGUCUUCUUUGGCUACCACGUGCUCUCAGACCUGGUGAGUGUGGAAACACCAGGCUGCCCCGCAGAGUUCCUCAACAUUUACAUCCCGCNUGGGGACCCGGUGUUCGACCCUGACAAGCGCGGGAACGUGGUGCUGCCCUUUCAGAGGAGCCGCUGGGACCCCAAGACCGGACAGAGCCCCAGCAACCCCCGGGACCAGAGCAACCAGGUGACCGGCUGGCUGGAUGGCAGCGCCAUCUAUGGCUCCUCUCAUUCCUGGAGUGACACUCUGAGGAGCUUCUCUGGAGGACAGCUGGCUUCUGGGCCUGACCCUGCUUUCCCGCGGAACUCCCAGAGCUCUCUGCUCAUGUGGAUGGCGCCAGACCCCUCCACGGGGCAGGGAGGGCCACAGGGGGUGUAUGCCUUCGGGGCUCAGCGCGGGAACAGGGAACCCUUUCUGCAGGCUCUGGGCUUGUUGUGGUUUCGCUACCACAACCUGUGUGCCAGGAAGCUGGCUCAGGAGCAUCCGCACUGGGGGGAUGAGGAGCUGUUCCAGCAUGCCCGCAAGAGGGUCAUUGCCACCUACCAGAACAUUGCGAUGUAUGAGUGGCUGCCCAGCUUCCUGAAGCAAACACCUCCAGAGUAUCCAGGGUACCAUCCAUUUUUGGACCCCAGCAUCUCCCCGGAGUUUGUGGUGGCCUCUGAGCAGUUCCUCUCCACCAUGGUGCCCCCUGGGGUCUACAUGAGGAAUGCCAGUUGCCACUUCCAGGGGAUUUCCAGUCAAAACUCAAGUGUCUCUGGAGCUCUCCGGGUCUGCAACAGCUACUGGAGUCGAGAGCACCCCAAGCUACAAAGGGCUGAAGAUGUGGAUGCGCUGCUGCUGGGCAUGGCCUCCCAGAUUGCUGAGAGAGAGGACCAUGUGGUGGUUGAGGACCUGCAAGAUUUCUGGCCAGGGCCACUGAAGUUUUCCCGUACAGACUACCUGGCCAGCUGCCUGCAGAGGGGCCGGGAUCUGGGCCUGCCUUCUUACACCAAAGCCAGGGAAGCACUGGGCCUGUCUCCCAUUUCCCACUGGCAGGACAUCAACCCUGCACUCUCCAGGAACAAUGGCACUGUGCUGGAGGCCACAGCUGCCCUGUACAAUCAGGACCUGUCUCGGCUGGAGCUACUCCCAGGGGGGCUUCUGGAGAGCCAUGGAGACCCCGGACCCCUUUUCAGCACUAUUGUCCUUGACCAGUUUGUCAGGCUACGAGAUGGUGACCGUUACUGGUUUGAAAACAGCAGGAAUGGAUUGUUUUCUAAGGAAGAGAUCGCAGAGAUCCGAAACACUUCCCUACGGGACAUUCUAGUGGCUGUCACCAAUGUGGACCCCAGUGCCCUACAGCCCAGUGUCUUCUUUUGGCUUGCAGGAGACCCCUGUCCACAGCCAAGUCAGCUCAGCACCAAGGGCCUGCCAGCCUGUGCCCCCCUCUUCAUUCGGGACUAUUUCGAGGGGAGUGGAUUUGGCUUCGGACUCACCAUUGGGACCCUCUGCUGUUUCCCCUUAGUCAGCCUCCUCAGUGCCUGGAUUGUUGCCCGGCUUCGGAUGAGGAAUUUCAAGAGGCUCCAGAGACAAGACCGCCAGAGCAUCAUGUCGGAGAAGCUUGUAGGGGGAGUGCAAGCUUUGGAGUGGCAGGGCCGCAAUGAACCCUGCAGGCCGGUGCUUGUGCACUUACAGCCGGGACAGAUCCGAGUAGUGGAUGGCAGGCUCACCGUGCUCCGGACCAUCCAGCUGCGGCCCCCACAGCAGGUCAACCUCAUCCUGUCCAGCAACCGUGGACGCCGCACCCUGCUGCUCAAGAUCCCCAAGGAGUAUGACCUGGUGCUGUUGUUUAACGUGGAGGAGGAACGGCAGGCACUGGUGGAAAACAUCAGGGGAGCUCUGAAGGAGAAUGGGCUGAGUUUCCAGGAGUGGGAACUGAGGGAGCAGGAGCUGAUGAGGGCAGCGGUGACCAGGCAACAACGGGGCCACCUCCUGGAGACUUUCUUCAGGCACCUUUUCUCCCAGGUGCUGGACAUCAACCAGGCUGAUGCAGGGACUCUACCCCUGGACUCCUCAACGAAAGUGCGAGAGGCCCUGACCUGUGAGCUGAGCAGAGCUGAGUUUGCGGACUCCCUAGGCCUCAAGCCCCAGGACAUGUUUGUGGAGUCCAUGUUUUCUCUGGCCGACAAGGAUGGCAAUGGCUACCUGUCCUUCCGGGAGUUCCUGGACAUCCUGGUGGUCUUCAUGAAAGGCUCCCCAGAGGAGAAGUCUCGCCUUAUGUUCCGAAUGUAUGACUUUGACGGGAACGGUCUCAUUUCCAAGGAUGAGUUCAUUAGGAUGCUAAGGUCCUUCAUUGAGAUCUCCAACAACUGCCUGACCAAGGCCCAGCUGGCUGAGGUGGUUGAGUCCAUGUUCCGGGAGUCAGGCUUCCAGGACAAGGAGGAGCUGACCUGGGAGGACUUCCACUUCAUGCUGCGGGACCACGACAGUGAUCUCCGAUUCACCCAGCUCUGUGUCAAAGGGGUGGAAGUGCCAGAAGUGAUCAAGAACCUCUGCCGGCGAGCCUCCUACAUCAGCCAGGAGAAGAUCUGCCCUUCACCCAGAAUGAGCGCCCACUGUGCCCGAAACAACAUGAAGACUGCGUCAUCGCCACAGAGACUGCAGUGCCCCAUGGACACAGACCCUCCUCAAGAGAUUCGACGGAGGUUUGGCAAAAAGGUAACUUCAUUCCAGCCCUUACUGUUCACUGAGGCACACCGCGAGAAGUUUCAACGCAGCCGCCGCCACCAAACGGUGCAGCAGUUCAAGCGCUUUAUUGAGAAUUACAGGCGCCACAUUGGCUGUGUGGCUGUGUUCUACACCAUCACUGGGGCGCUCUUCCUGGAGAGAGCCUACUACUAUGCGUUUGCGGCACACCACAGCGGCAUCACCGAUACCACCCGUGUAGGCAUCAUCCUGUCCCGGGGCACGGCGGCCAGCAUUUCCUUCAUGUUCUCCUACAUCCUGCUCACCAUGUGCCGCAACCUCAUCACCUUCUUGCGGGAGACCUUCCUCAACCGCUACAUUCCCUUCGAUGCAGCUGUGGACUUCCAUCGCCUCAUCGCCUCCACAGCCAUCGUCCUCACAGUCUUACACAGUGCUGGCCACGUAGUGAAUGUGUACCUGUUCUCCAUCAGUCCGCUCAGUGUCCUCUCUUGCCUCUUCCCUGGCCUCUUCCAUGACAAUGGGUCAGAGUUCCCUCAAAAGUAUUACUGGUGGUUCUUCCAGACUGUGCCAGGUCUCACUGGGGUCCUCUUGCUCCUGGCCCUGGCCAUCAUGUACGUCUUCGCCUCCCACCACUUCCGCCGCCGCAGUUUCCGGGGUUUCUGGCUGACCCACCACCUCUACAUUUUUCUCUACAUUCUGCUCAUCAUACAUGGCAGCUUUGCUCUGAUCCAGAUGCCCCGGUUCCACAUCUUCUUCCUGGUCCCUGCAAUUAUUUAUGUGGGGGACAAGCUGGUGAGCCUGAGCCGGAAGAAGGUAGAGAUCAGCGUGGUGAAGGCCGAGCUGCUGCCAUCAGGAGUGACCCAUCUGCGGUUCCAGAGACCCCAGGGCUUUGAGUAUAAGUCAGGGCAGUGGGUUCGGAUUGCAUGCCUGGCUCUGGGAACCACCGAGUAUCACCCUUUCACACUGACUUCUGCACCCCAUGAGGACACCCUCAGUCUGCACAUCCGGGCAGCUGGACCCUGGACCACUCGCCUCAGGGAGAUCUACUCACCCCCAACGGGUGACACCUGUGCCAAAUACCCAAAGCUGUACCUCGAUGGACCGUUUGGAGAGGGCCACCAGGAGUGGCAUAAGUUUGAGGUGUCAGUGCUGGUAGGAGGGGGCAUUGGAGUCACCCCCUUUGCCUCCAUCCUCAAGGACCUGGUUUUCAAGUCAUCAGUCAGCUGCCAAGUGUUCUGUAAGAAGAUCUACUUCAUCUGGGUGACAAGGACUCAGCGGCAGUUUGAGUGGCUGGCUGACAUCAUCCGGGAGGUGGAGGAGAAUGACCGCCAGGACCUGGUGUCUGUGCACAUCUACAUUACUCAGCUGGCUGAGAAGUUCGACCUCAGGACCACCAUGCUGUACAUCUGUGAGCGGCACUUCCAGAAGGUGCUGAACAGGAGUUUGUUCACGGGCCUGCGUUCCAUCACCCACUUCGGCCGCCCUCCCUUUGAGCCCUUCUUCAACUCUCUGCAGGAAGUUCACCCCCAAGUCCGGAAGAUUGGAGUAUUUAGCUGUGGUCCUCCUGGCAUGACCAAGAAUGUGGAGAAGGCCUGUCAGCUCAUCAACAGGCAGGACAGGACACAUUUCUCUCACCAUUAUGAAAACUUCUAG
This is a messenger RNA of Mus pahari (shrew mouse), 4656 nucleotides long. It is a transcript of the gene Duox1, whose product is annotated as dual oxidase 1. The transcript is spliced from 33 exons. The record is from RefSeq and is a predicted model, not a curated record. Gene Ontology annotation, biological process: defense response; superoxide anion generation; response to oxidative stress. Gene Ontology annotation, molecular function: heme binding; calcium ion binding; peroxidase activity. Gene Ontology annotation, cellular component: NADPH oxidase complex; plasma membrane. Bases 1 to 4656 code for a protein of 1551 amino acids. Lineage: Eukaryota; Metazoa; Chordata; Mammalia; Rodentia; Muridae.